Messenger RNA from Drosophila willistoni, 2402 nucleotides. RefSeq names its product transketolase-like protein 2. The record is from RefSeq and is a predicted model, not a curated record. The transcript has 4 exons. The coding region runs from base 349 to 2229 and encodes 626 amino acids. Gene Ontology annotation, molecular function: thiamine pyrophosphate binding; transketolase activity. NCBI's taxonomy places the organism in Eukaryota, Metazoa, Arthropoda, Insecta, Diptera, Drosophilidae.
AAAUAAAUCAAAAUUGAAAGUUAAGAAAAUCGAAGAAAUAUUCCAAACGCACGAACCUAUUCCAACGAAAAUCCAGCGAUAGAGAGAUAACAACGACUCCAAAGGCGGCCCCAAAAUUGAGGGAAUACAGAAAAGCAGCCCCAGCACCGGCAGAGAGUUUAGUUUGUUCUCAGACGCCGGCUGCAGUGGUUCGUUCAAUACAGCUCUAAAUUUGCCACCACCAAAUUUUAAGUCCUCAAAACGGCAGUUUUAUUUUCUCUCGUUUGCAAUCAUACGAGUUUUGCCUUUUGGAUAGCUAACAAAAAGAACUUUAACUUACUUCCAACAACAAUAUUAAAUAAAACGAGAAUGUCGUACCAUAAGCCUGAAGCAAAAACUGUCCAGGAUCUGAAGGAUUUGGCUCAUAAAUUGCGUAUACACUCGAUUGUGUCCACCGAGGCCUCAAAAUCAGGUCAUCCAACAUCAUGCGCCUCGCUGGCUGAGAUUAUGUCGGUGUUGUUCUUCCAGCAGCUACGUCUCAAUGUAAAGCAUCCACGUGAUCCCUCAAGCGAUCGUUUUAUCCUUUCCAAGGGUCAUGCUGCUCCCAUUUUGUAUGCUGCCUGGGCUGAGGCUGGUUUGUUCCCCAUUGAGGACCUUAAGAAUCUGCGUAAGAUCGACAGCGAUUUGGAAGGACAUCCUACACCACGUUUGAAUUUCAUUGACGUGGGCACCGGUUCUUUGGGUCAAGGUGUGGCUGUCGGAGCCGGCAUGGCCUAUGUGGGCAAGAACUUUGACAAGGCCGAUUAUCGCACCUAUGUGGUUGUGGGCGAUGGUGAAUCCGCUGAGGGAUCUGUGUGGGAGUCUCUGCACUUUGCUGGCCACUAUGGGUUGGAUAACUUGUGUGUCAUCUUUGAUGUCAACCGCCUGGGUCAGUCUGAGCCUACAUCAUUGCAACAUAAACUGGACGUGUACAGAGAUCGUUUGGAAGCUUUUGGAUUCAAUGCUUUGGUAGUGGACGGUCAUGACGUCGAUGAGUUGUGCAAGGCCUUCCAUUGUGCCGCCAAUACCAAGAACAAGCCCACGGCAAUUAUUGCUAAGACAUUCAAGGGCAAGGACUUCCCCCAAAUUGAGGAUCUAGACAACUGGCACGGUAAGCCUCUGGGCGCCAAGGCUGAUACAGUUAUCAAGCAUCUCCAAGGACUGAUCGUUAAUCCCAAUGUCAAACUGACUCCCAAGAAGGUUGGCAAGACUGGCCUGGCCCCCGAGGUCGAUAUUAGCAAUGUAAAGCUCUGCACUCCUCCCAAUUACAAAUUGGGCGAUUCCGUGGCCACUCGAUUGGCCUAUGGCACUGCUCUGGCUAAGAUCGGGGCUGAUAAUGACCGAGUGAUUGCUCUUGAUGGCGAUACCAAGAACUCCACUUUCUCCGAUAAGCUGAGAAAUGCUUUCCCAGAGCGUUACAUUGAGUGCUUUAUUGCCGAGCAGAAUCUUGUGGGUGUGGCCAUUGGAACCGCUUGCCGUCGCCGUACUGUUGCAUUUGUAUCCACGUUUGCAACAUUCUUUACCCGUGCCUUCGACCAGAUUCGCAUGGGCGCAAUUUCUCAGACUAAUGUGAACUUUGUCGGCUCCCACUGUGGUUGCAGUAUUGGUGAGGAUGGUCCAUCCCAGAUGGGUCUCGAAGAUGUAGCCAUGUUCCGUACUAUUCCUGGCAGCACGAUCUUCUAUCCAUCGGAUGCUGUGAGCACAGAGCGUGCCGUUGAGCUGGCUGCAAACACAAAAGGUGUUUGCUUCAUUCGUACAUCACGCCCCAACACCAGUGUCAUUUACAACAAUGACGAACCCUUUACCAUUGGUCGUGGCAAGGUAGUGCGCCAGAAGCCCUCCGAUGAGGUUCUCUUCAUUGGUGCCGGCAUCACUCUCUACGAGGCCUUGGCAGCUGCUGAGCAGCUAGAAAAGGAGUGUAUUACCGCUCGUGUGAUUGAUCCCUUCACUGUGAAGCCUCUGGAUGUUGAUUUAAUUGUGGAGCAUGGCAAGCAAUGUGGCGGACGCAUUGUUGUUGUGGAGGAUCACUACCAGCAAGGCGGUUUGGGUGAGGCUGUUCUCAGCGCUUUGGCUGAGCACCGUAACUUUGUGGUCAAGCAUCUUUAUGUGCCAACUGUUCCACGUUCAGGACCUCCAGCCGUUCUUAUCGAUAUGUUCGGCAUCUCCGCCCGCAACAUUGUUACUGCCGCCAAAGCCAUCUUGAAGAAGUAGAAACAUGGAAUGAAUUUUUGUAUUUCCAUAGCUUACAUGCACAUAUAAUUAAGUUUGAUCCAUUUAUACAGGAAAAUUUUCCAAAUCAUUGAUGUAAUUUGUUACACUUUGCCUCCACAUGCCUAUUCGAAUCAUAUGAUGAGGACAAAAUUAAAAUCUUUUUAUAAACAAAA